UGACUACCUCACUUCUCUGCGGAGCGUCCCAUAUGGAUCAGAAGAGUAUGACCUCCUCAAGUCACAGGAACUGUAGGCACCAUGAUCAAUGGAUCAAGACACAUGCCUGAUUCUACUGCAGCUUCUGUAAAUGUCUCUAUGCCACCUGCAGCUGUGCUGUUGAAUUACUUCCUAUCCUCCAUGAGUGCUCUGCAACAAAGCACAGGACAGAUCUCUUCGUAUACCAAGCCUAUAAGGACAACAAGUCACCGAAGGCACUUUUGGGAACCUGCUGACUUUGCAAGUAUUACACAUGUGCACCUGCGCUCAGCCGAACGCCUGCGGGAGCUGUGCUGCGCCAACCGAGGCACCUUCAUCAAGGUGGGACAGCACCUGGGAGCUCUCGACUACCUGCUGCCUGAGGAGUACACCCGCACCCUCAAAGUGCUGCACAGCCAGGCCCCACAGAGCACCAGGCAGGAGAUCGAGCAAGUUAUUCGUGAAGAUCUGGGCAAAGAGAUAAAAGAACUGUUCAUGAGUUUUGAGGACACUCCCUUGGGAGCAGCAUCACUAGCCCAGGUGCACAAGGCAGUGCUACAGGAUGGAAGAACGGUGGCAGUGAAAAUCCAGCACCCAAAAGUCCAAGCUCAGAGCUCCAAGGAUAUUUUACUCAUGGAGGUUCUUCUCUUGGUUGUGAAGCAGAUCUUUCCAGAUUUUGAGUUCAUGUGGCUGGUGGAAGAAGCUAAGAAGAAUCUGCCCUUGGAGCUGGAUUUCCUCAAUGAAGGCAGAAAUGCUGAGAAGAUUGCUCAUAUGCUCAAGAACUUUGACUUCUUGAAGGUGCCCAGGAUCUACUGGGAGCUCUCAACAAGGCGCGUCCUUCUCAUGGAGUUUAUGGAAGGGGGACAGGUGAAUGACAAGGCCUACAUGGAGAGGAAUGGCAUCAAUGUCAAUGAGAUCUCUCGCAACCUGGGCAAGCUCUACAGUGAAAUGAUCUUUGUGAAUGGCUUUGUGCACUGUGACCCUCACCCAGGCAAUGUGCUAGUGAAGAAAUGCCCAGCCUCUGGCAAGGCCCACAUUAUCCUCCUGGACCACGGGCUCUACCAGGUGCUGAGCGAGUCCUUCCGCAUGGACUACUGCCGCCUUUGGCAGGCCCUCAUCAAGGCUGACAUGAAGAGAGUGCAGAAGUACAGCCGGCGGCUCGGCGCGGGGGAUCUGUACCCUCUGUUUGCCUGCAUGCUGACCGCCAGGUCCUGGGACUCUGUCAACAGGGGCAUCGACCGCUCGCCAGUCUCAGCCAGCGAGGACGUGGAGAUCCGGUCCAACGCUGCUGCGUACCUACCCCAGAUCACCCAGCUCCUCAACAACGUACCCCGACAGAUGCUGCUGCUCCUCAAGACCAAUGACUUGUUAAGGGGCAUUGAGUCAGCCCUACAGACGCGGGCCAGUGCCAGCUCCUUCCUCAACAUGUCUCGCUGCUGCAUCAGAGCUGUUUCCACGUACCAGAGGAGCAAGAGUCACUCGCUUUACAGGAGGGCCCAGAUCUCACUCACAGAAGCCCUGAGCCUGUGGCAGAUCAACUUGUAUGAACUCUUCCUGUGGCUGAAGGGGUCACAGCUGGGGAACUGGGUCAUUGCUCUCCUGAGCUGGAUGCACCAUUCCACGUACUGACAUGAACUGGUGGGAGAGGUCUGAGUGCUCCCUCCCAGCCUUCAGCUCUCCAUGGCACAUUUGCCUUUCUGACUGUUUCAAUCUAGUCUGUGGCCUAUUUCCGGGUCUGGUUCCACAUUACAUGCUGCACUGUCAUUGCUUGUUACAGCAUUAGCUUUCUCUGUGGCACUGGGAGAUGGAGCCAGUACCAGAGCUCUGCUGUUUCAUGGCUUAGGAAAAGGAGGUGUGGGACACUGCAUGUCAGGAAGGGCAGGGUACUUUCCUUCACAACCUGAGCAGGGGAAAUUCCACCCAGAUUCCAGUGGAACUGCACUGGAAGCAAAAGCCUCUCCGUGGGUCUUUCUUAGACAAUCUUACCCUGCUCAGAAUGCCCCAGAACAUUUCUCAGAUCCUCAGAGAGAGGUGGUAAGUCCCUUUAAAAUCCAGUAACAUUUGUAUUAGUUCUUGCAAUCUCCUUAGUCUGGAUUACUGUCUGGAUGUGCAGAGAGUUUCUUAGAGGGCUGAGACCUUAUGGAGAGCUGGCGCUAGGGCUUCCUCUCCCAGCAUCAGGGAAAGAGGAUCCUAGUGGUGAGAGUAGGGGGCUGGGAGCCUGACUUUCUAAGGUUUGUCUCUAGUCCUGUCAGCAAGUGCCUCUGUGUUUUUGGACUUGUCUUGACCUGUUUCCUUUCAGGUGAAAUAGGAGAAGGGGGUGGUGGUCCUGCCUCUUUUGUGAAAUUCAGGGAAGGCAGGAGGAAUGACAACUCAGGGCUCUGAAACUGCUGGUAAUGUAUGUGUACUGUACAGUACUGCCACACAACAAAAUAAAUGUGUCAUAUCAAAGACCUUUGG
Molecule: messenger RNA, 2475 nt
Organism: Colius striatus (speckled mousebird)
Lineage: Eukaryota; Metazoa; Chordata; Aves; Coliiformes; Coliidae
Gene: ADCK1
Product: aarF domain containing kinase 1
Exons: 10
Coding region: 82-1647 (521 amino acids)
Biological process (GO): mitochondrion organization; lipid homeostasis; protein phosphorylation
Cellular component (GO): mitochondrial inner membrane
Molecular function (GO): protein kinase activity; ATP binding
Source: RefSeq, a predicted model, not a curated record